UCCCUCCCCUUGUCCUGACGCUGGCCCUUUUUGUAUGCAAAAUGUUGCCGGUCCAUUGCGACAAGCGGCUGCCUCACUCACUGGAUUUGAACCAGGUUCAAUAUGUCUGAACAUGCUCAACUUCUUCGCAGACCAUUGCCACCAAAAGAUGCAAUAUCUGCAAAAUCCUGUGAACCCAUAAGUCGACCACCUGAUAAAAUUUCUACGAAAAAUGCAACAGCUCCCAAGGGUGAACACAAGAAGGAAAACGCAAAAGAAUUAGACUCUGCCAAUCAACCCUGCACUUCCUGUACUCCAAAUAGAUUUCUUUCCUGGGAUGUUGCUGUACAUGGACAGGAUGACUUGAAUUUUGCAGAGGAUGAUCUUUGGUAUGAUUUGAAUGAUUUUCUUCAGGAACCCAGUGUGAAAGUUCCACCUUUGCAGAGUAAAGGCGUAGUCUUAUCCCGUCACAACUAUGAAAAAAUUGUGAGGCUCCUUGCUGCUGAAUUAUGGAAUCAGAACCAGGAAAAAGUGAACAUUGUAGAAUUGCCUUUUGAUGAUAUUCCACCUGUGUUAAGACGAAUACCUGAGAGACAACGCACUAUUGGUACCCCAAGAGAAAAUAGGCAACUAAAUUGGGGAAAGGUGCCAAUUUUUGAAGACCCUUCCCCCAACACUGACAUCUUCACAAAUGAACUGAUUGCUGCUGCUCGACACCUAGAAAAUAACUUAAGACGUGGUAUUGGGCCAGAAUUGUCUGGCUAUCCAGGUCCAAAUACUGAAGGAGGUAAAGAAAUUCUUGAAUCUUCAGACAAUGUAUCCCUAGAUUCGGAGGAAGAACCAGAAGGAAAAGUAAACCCAUAUGAUCUUCUUGUUCUAAGAACCAUAACAGUCGGAAAUGAUUCUUUAAACCUCAGAGGUCAUUUUCUUCGCCAACUUCCUGAUCUGACUGCACUUGUUUCCAUAUUAAAGUAUCUGAACCUGUCUUUCAACACUUUACAGGACAUUCCUGCUGAGAUUUAUAGAUUCUCCCACCUCGAAGUGCUAAAUUUACGAGACAACCCUAUAGAGGAGAUUUCUUCUGAUAUUGCAAAACUAGCAAACCUGAAAAUCUUUAAUAUUUCCUUCUGCCAAAUUUCAACCCUGCCUGCUGGGUUAUUUCAUUUAGCAAAUCUCCAGUCCCUGAACAUUGCCUAUAACAAGAUUUCUGUUAUUUCCAAUGACAUUAAGAACCUAAGAAAGCUUCAGUUUUUAAAUAUUGAAGGAAAUGAGCUGACAACUUUGCCACAUGGCCUCCUCCAACUCCCUUUAAAGCAAUUACGUUUGGAGAAUAAUUACAUACACCCUUUGUUCUGGGAAGAAAAUGCUCGGAACCAACCACAACGACUGACUGACCUAGCUGCAGUUACUUUCUCCAAGAACUACUUAAUUCAGCAGUACACAAACAUUCCUAAAGAGGUACAAGAAAUACUGAACAAUGCAAAUAUGUGUGAGUGCUGCAGAGGACCUUUGUUUGGUCCAGGACUUCAACUGAUCAAGCCACGUAAGGCAAUCUUCAAUCGUGAAAGUCUCCCGUUCCUGUAUCAUGCCUGUUCACCAUCUUGCUAUAAAUGGUUCAUGUCCAAGACUGACUGAAUAUAUUCUUCACUAAGCUUUGGCCUGCUGGAAAAGGAAGUUAAUGAAGACCAUGUUCAAUUUAAUAUGUCAGCCAUUAUGAACUCCUGGUACACUUCAUUUCAGCAACUGUGGACAUUGUUCAGUGUUCAUACC
Molecule: messenger RNA, 1749 nt
Organism: Hemiscyllium ocellatum (epaulette shark)
Lineage: Eukaryota; Metazoa; Chordata; Chondrichthyes; Orectolobiformes; Hemiscylliidae
Gene: lrrc63
Product: leucine-rich repeat-containing protein 63
Exons: 11
Coding region: 103-1614 (503 amino acids)
Molecular function (GO): protein binding
Source: RefSeq, a predicted model, not a curated record